This is a messenger RNA of Podarcis lilfordi (Lilford's wall lizard), 7092 nucleotides long. The record is from the annotation of a GenBank genome assembly. NCBI's taxonomy places the organism in Eukaryota, Metazoa, Chordata, Lepidosauria, Squamata, Lacertidae.
GACUGGAGUCGGUUCCCGUUCAAACGCUGGCGGGAGUUGGACGGCGCCGGUCCAGAUAAAGCGCAGGAGGAGGCGGGGAGUCCGCUCCGUUGUGUCUCGAGGGCCUUGUCCAAUUAGCCGAAGGGAACUAUUGUGCUGCGGCCUUUGGCCGCUAAUACGCGGUGCGCUCUGUACAUGCCCAGGAGAAAUACUUAACCUCGUUGACGCUUGUUAUCCACUGAGCCGAGGGAAGUUCCCGGGGUGCUGCUCUUCCUUGGGGGUUUGGAGGCCUCUGGAGAAUUUACGGUAUGUGUGGGUUGUAUUUGCAAAUACGUGGCUGGGGGUGCAGCCUUAAACGACGCCACCCCGCAAAGGCCAUGGCUAUCCAGAUUGAUUUGUAUGCUGUCAGCUGAUUGAUAAGGCAGCUCUUGAAGAUGAAGCUGGCAUGCAAAUAAAAUGAUUAAAAUCAGUCAGUCAUGAUAAAACUCAUAAAAGAGGUGCUGUGGAUCAAACUUGUUGGGAAAUGAUGUCUUUAAAUUCUAGGCUGUCAGUGAAAACCUAGUGAUGGGGUCAAUAUGUUUCGUGCAUCUUGAAAUGGGGCUGGCAUUUCCAAGUUUGAGAGAUGAGCCAGCACAUUCAAAACAAAUGCCAUAUUGUAUGGGCAUGCCCCUUUUUCACAUCAGCCCUCUGUGUAGUAGAGAAUCUGCAAGGAGCAUGAUUGAAAAAGGGAGGUAACUUGCUGCUGGGUUCUUUAUUCUUCACCCACUGCUGGAUGUUGUGGUGCUGUGUUUUCCUCUGGUUUGUUUCAUUCCUUGUGCCUGAGGUGGCCCCUGCACUUCAUGCAUCCUAUAGGCUGCAGCAGUUUGUCUAGCAAACAUGCAAUGCUUCUUUCCUGUUCUUACAGGCUUUCAAUAUGGAGAAUGAGAAGUCCAGGAUUCCUAUCUACAGUGUCCAACAGCCCAAAGUGAUCAGUAUGCCAACAGGUGUGUUAGGCUCUUGAGAGAACUACUGUAUUGUUACACUAUAGCUGUGUUUUCACCCCUAUGUUGCUCAUCCUUACAGCUGUGGCAGCCAGGAUGAAUCUCCCAGGCUCGGGGAUGGCUGGAGAGCCUGUGGCCCUCCAGAUGUUGCAGCACUCCAGCUCCCAUUGGCCAAUAGUCCGUGGUGAUGGGAGCUGGAGUCCAGCAAUUUUUAGAGGCCCACAGGUUCCCUCUCCUGCCUAGAAUUUUCUAAUAAGCUGCUUGCCCUGAGUUGAGCUCUGCCGUGUGAUCAAACCUUAAGUUGGCACCAUGUGCCCAGACCUUCCCUGAACCUGCAUUGAAAUGUCAUCUAGGUAAAACAAGGGCCAAACUAUUUACCUUUCUAAAUGCCUGGUGUGGGUUUUUAGGGAGAGAAAAAGUGGGUCUUCAAAUGCUGUUUAAAUGUGGAGACUGAGGGAGGUGUUGUCAAUUGUGUGAGUUAUUGAGUUUCCUUUUGUUUUUAAAUGGAUUCCUUAUUUGCAGAUCCACAUUCAAAAAAGCAAUGUUUUGUCAAACCUGACCUGGGCCCCUUGAAAGCUCCUGAUUUCACUUUUGGUGAAAAUGUUCCUGUGCGUACUGCCCUCAAAGACACAAAUCAAAGGUAAAUAUAAGUGUAUACUACCAUUGAGAUUUUCUAUGGAAGCUCUACUGAAAGUGCCCUAGACACUUGGGUUGCACUUGACUGGGAUAUGAAGAAAUAGUCAUCCUUCUUCAAAGCCAUGCUUAGUUUUUGGAACUCCUUACCCAUUUAGGCCUCUCUUCUACCAGCUGAUCUGUUGUCAUUAUUGCCUCUACUCUAUUUUAUUAUUGUUAGUCCUGCCUUCCCGCCCCUGCUUUUUUAUAAAAACAUGUUUAGAUGUGCAGACUGCUUUGAGCACUUCUUUUAAUGGAAAGGUGUUGUAAAAUAACUUUUAAAAAGCGAACAAAGCUUGUAAUCAUUGGUAUUUAACAACAAACAUGACUGCUUGACAUUUCUCAGCAAAUGUGCUGCUUUAUCCUAGAAUCAAUAGCUGCAAGUACAGCAUUGCUAUGCAACCUCUGCCAACCAGCUUCUGGUUUAAUGUCCCAGUGGUGUCCAAACUUUUUUUCAAAGAGGAUCAGAUUUGAUGAACUGAAGGGCCGUGGGGGCCAACCAAAGGGCCACCCCAAGGUUGUUGAGCUUUUUUUUUAGGAUUUUACCCCAGGAAAGAAACUGCCAACUAACCAGUGGGCCGGAUUAAGCCCGGAAACGGACUUUGGACAUGCCUGCCCUAAGUGAAUGUGAGCCCACCACCACCUGAUGUAGUCUCAUUCGGCCUGUACUAUUCUAAGUUCUUUUACAGCUCAGGAGUAGGUUACUUGAGAGACUGCCUUAUCCCUUAUGCAUCUAGUAGAUUGUUGCAGUUUGCAAGUUUCUCCUGCAAGUGCCAAAGAUCUCUGAAGCCUGCUCUAUAGUAACUCGGAGCAAGACUUUUAGUGUGGCUGCCCCUGUUCUGUGAAAUAGCAUUUCUGUCAAUAGCAUUUCUAUCUGCACUUUCUGGAAACAGUUGAAGGUUAUGUUCGAACAUACUUUACCAGCUGCAUAAUGGAUCUGUACCCUGAAUGCGCACUUGUUGGGAUGGUUAGCCUUGUUUUAAAUGUAUUUGCCAUUUUGUGUUCUUAAUUGUUUUAAAUUAUUUUAUGUGUAAAAACGCCUGGAGAUGGUGGUUUGGAAGGUUUAAUUAUUAAUUAUUAAAUUAAUAAUAAUAUAAUUGAUUCAUAGGUUUCUCAUAAUGUUUAGCCAAAAGCUACUUCCUUGCAAUUUCUACACUUGAUGAAAUGUAUCAAAUGGUGUGAAGGAAUUUGGGGUUUAAAUAAUGGCAAAUGUUCAGAGGAUCAAGCUGCUAGUUGGUUUGGCUUUGUAAUAAUAAUAAAAGCUACAAAUAUCAUUAUUUAACUCUAUUAAGGUUCAUGAAGAAGGCAACACAGCCACCACCUAAGAAAGCAGCAACGUCAAAUGCUCGAACGUGAGUGCCCCAAAGCAAAGCUGUUUCUUACACAUUUUCUUUCUCUGCUUCCUACUCAUUCACAACAUGACUAUAUAUGUAUAUAGUUUUUUAAUUCUGUUUAAUUUUUUUGAAUGAUUUCUCCCCCUAUUUUUUAGCGGUUCUUACUAUUAUCUGUAAGCCGCCUUGAGUCCCAUCAAGGAAAAGGGCAGCCUAUAUAAUAAAUGUUGUUGUUGAUUCCACAUAGGAAUGGAUUUAGAUCAAAUUAACAUUUCUUAAAUGAUUACCUCAUUUAAGAAAACACAGAAUAUCAUAUAAACAUCAUGAUGUAUUUCUAUGUUUAUUUUGCAUUAUGUGAUUUUUCUUUAAAGUCACCAUGCAGCUUCAGUGUGCAGCUAUAUACAGUCAUACCUUGGUUUUCGGACAGCUUAGUUCUCAAAUGUUUUGGCUCCCGAACGCUGCAAACCCGGAAGUGACUGUUCCAGUUUGCAAACUAAUUUUGGAAGUCAAACGUCUGACGGGGCUUCUGCGGCUUCCGAUUGGCUGCAAGAGCUUCCGGACAUUUUGGAAGUCGAACAGACUUCUGGAACGGAUUCUGUUCGACUUCCAAGGUACAACUGUAUAUACUUUUGAAUCCACGGUGAACACUGAAAUGUCCAAGAGUAGUAAAUAGCAAAGCUGUGAAUGCUGUUAUCAUAAGCUGGUCAGAAUGUUGCUUCUUGAUUAGAAUAUUCCUCACAUAGGGCUCUAAACUAGGAACUGCAAGUUUGCUGGAUCUUCAUUUUUCAUACAUUUAAAGAUGAAAAAGAUUUCGGAGCCAAGUCCUUGCAUGCAAAAAUGCAUCCCUAAUUACCCCCAAGCUUUCUUCACUUCAGCUGGGUUGCUGGGCGGGAGUCAUUUUGUUGCUGCUAUUGAUAAAUAGUUGGGAGUCAGAAAUCCUUACCUGGGUAAAUUACCCAAAGAUCUGGUACACCUGGAUCUACUUUCUCCCCUCUGCCCAUGUCUUAAAUGACAACUCAUGUAUAUUUACCUCUUUCUAUCUAUGGUGUUCUGUGUGAGCUUUGUCUGAAUGUUAAAUGCAGACAAACUGCUCAUCCACGAUGCAUCAGUGAUAUGUUUUUGAUCCUAUAGCCCUAUGAGCAGAUACAGACGGGAGGCUGAGCUCCGAAACAAGAACAAGCAGUUGGAGUCUGCUAAAUGGGAAGUGAGCUCAAAGCUGAUGGAAGCAGAGGUAGGAAACAAACUUGAUUCUGAUUAUCCUAAAAUGAUCUCAACUGUGCACUGGGUUCCCCCCAGAUUUCCAACACCCUUCUAAGAAGAUUAAGUAAAUUCAUGGCGAAUAAGGCCAUUGAUGGCUACCAGCCAUGGUGGCUGUAUGCUACCUCCCAAGAUCAGAGGCAUGUUGCCUCUGAAUACUAGUAGCUGGAGAAGAACAGUGGGAGAGGGCUGAUGCACUCAUGCCAUCUUUGUGGGCUUCCUAUAGGAAUCUGGAUGAGCACUGUGGGAAACGGGAUGCUGUACUAGGCAGCCCUUUUAGUCUGAUCCAGCAGACCAAAUCCAGGACAAGAUGCUAAGGUAUCUUGUCCUGGCAUUGGCUCAUUGGACUGUACUUGCCCAAUGGGCCACACUGUGUGUGUGAAGUUAUUUAAAAAUACAGUGGUACCUCGGGUUACAGACACUUCAGGUUACAGGCUCUGCUAACCCAGAAAUAGUACCUUGGGUUAAGAACUUUGCUUCAGGAUGAGAACAGAAAUCGCGCAGCAGCGACGUGGCAGCAGCAGGAGGCCCCAUUAGCUAAAGUGUUGUCUCAGGUUAAGAACAGUUUCAGCUUAAGAACAGACCUCCGGAACGAAUUAAGUACUUAACCCAAGGUACCACUGUAUGUUACCAGAUUUAAACAGGUUUUGAAAAGGCCAUCCAAGAAAUUGGCUUGUAGAAAUAUUGUUAAUGCCUGCUCAUGCUAGCGGUCUGUGCGGGGUGGAGGGCAGGCUUGCUUCCCUCUGGUUUGUAGUUUUUCAUCCCUCCUGCGCCAGGCAAGCAAACCUUAAAUGCUUGAAGGCCUAAUAAAAACUGGUGCUCUGCUGUUUGGUUUAGUUAUCUGUACUUGCAGAAAGAUCUGAAGAAUACGAAGGAGCAGUGUGAUAGUCUGGAAAAAGAAAACCAGAAGCUGAAGAAAUUUCAGGAGAGCUGCAUGUUGAUCUUGGCAGCUAGGAAUUGUGAUCCAGGUAUAAAAUACAGUUGCUUCUCUGCUCUCUCCCCUGUACGUAUACAUCUGCAGUAUACUAUCACUUUCUCCCAAAUGUCUUAAUGGAAUUGAAAUUCCUUGGAUAAAGUUCCCUGUGAUUCUUUCUUUCUUUCUUUCUUUCUUUCUUUCUUCCUUUCUUCCUUCCUUCACACUGGAUGCAAGGAGGUUGCAGGGCCUUUUGGGACCUCCUGUGAUCAGGGCACAUACACAGGAACACCUGUACACUUCUAGGUGCUUCUUUUUGGUUAUCCCACUGAGUGUAUGGGAGUGCUGGAAGCAGGGUCAGGGGAAUGUGCUGAUAUUGGGACCCCAGUGCCCCACAUUUGCCUGCAUGGAAUGCAUGUGUUUCACUGCUGAACUUAUAGUCCCUUCCCAUGCGAUCACACUGUGAUCUGCAGAAUCUUUUAAAUUUUAAUUUGGUGUUUUAGAUGGGGGGGGGUUUAUUGGUUUGUGUGGGGCAGUGUUCUUGUUUUUAUUAUGUAUCUUGUUUUUAUCUUUAUUUUUAUGUCGUGAACUGCCCUGAGAUCUAUGAAUGAAUGGCAGUGUAUAAAUUUAAUAAUAAAUUUUGAGUUGCUUAUUAAGGAUAGUCCCAGAACUAUGGGAAUGGAGGCCAUGCUUCUGGUAAAUUAAUGGCAUAUGUAUGGUUCUGACUUGUAAAUGUUUUUUCCAAUUAGCUACAGGUGACAAAAUUUUGGAAGAGGAUGAGGAGAACAAGAAGACACAAGCUGAAAUAAUGGUGAGAGAAUGAACCUGUUUCCUCUUCCCUAGGAAACUGCUUGCCUGACUCUUCCCCGCCACCUGCAAAGUUUCUUCUAUGUAUUUUGCCAAGUUCCAGCUGUCAUGGGUCCUAAAUAACUACUGAGAUACCUUCUGAAUAUCUCCAGGACAGGAUUUGACAGAACUGCUGUCCCUGAUGCAUGGCAGUCAGUGUGAUGACCUCUGCAUGUUGCUAGGCGACUGUCGUCAUUCCUGACCAUUGGACAUGCUAGCUAGACCUCACUUUGUCAACCCCUUCUUGUGCCUUUUCUUUCAGGACUUGAUGGAGAAGCUGACUACUGACCUUGAACUAUUCACCAAGAUGGCAAAAGAGCAAAAAGAGAAUCUUCAGGUAAAAUACGAAUUGUCUUCCUUCUCCAUUACUGCCAACAUACAGAGCAUUUAAGCCUGACCACCACCACUGCUAGGUCUCUAGACACAGAGCCAACACCACACAAAUUCCUUUCUUCUAAAUGUUUUUUCUUCUCUGCUCACCUGACGCUAACCACACCUCCAUAUAUGUAUGCAAACUUCUUACUUCUGUUUGGCAAGAGGGGAAAGGCCUCAACUGACAGCAACUUCGCACUGCAAGCAAGCCACUUUGCAGAGUGAUCUUGUACCUGCUAACUGAAAACAAGUCGUGUAAACCUUGAAGGCUAGCAAAUUUAUUAUGGCAUAAGCUUCAUGGACUUCAGUACUUAAUGUUUUUGCUGCCUUUCUGAAAACUGAAAAUACAAGUUGUGUGUAGAAUACAUUAACUAUUAAUUUUCUUUCCUCGUAGAAGACACACGACAAAUGGAAGCAGGUGGAGGAGGAACAGGCCCAUUUCUUAGAGCAGGAGCAGUGUUUUCAUAGAGAAAUGGAAGAUUUGUUUGCCAUUUUGGAUCAGGCAGAGGAACUCAAUUCAUCAUAACAAGAACUGAGCCAUGUAAUCUUGUGCUGAUCUGCUUCCUUAUUGGACUCCAAUAUAUAGAGCAGGGGUAUCCCUUGGAACUUUAUAGUUUUAAUAAUAUUUAAUAAUAAUAAGUUUGAAACCUUUUGGGUUUUUUCCUUUUUCUCUGUUUUGCUUUUUGUAAAUAACUUUUUGGGGGUAAUUAAUUGAUCAAAAUAAAAGCAAUUUAGAAUGAGA